Molecule: messenger RNA, 5027 nt
Organism: Ostrea edulis (European flat oyster)
Lineage: Eukaryota; Metazoa; Mollusca; Bivalvia; Ostreida; Ostreidae
Exons: 17
Coding region: 40-2109 (689 amino acids)
Biological process (GO): protein ubiquitination
Cellular component (GO): cytoplasm
Molecular function (GO): ubiquitin-protein transferase activity; metal ion binding
Source: RefSeq, a predicted model, not a curated record
GUUAUCCAUAGUGUCGAGAUUAUUGUAAUUAUCUAAAACAUGAUGCAGCAGUUCAUGGAGACUUCUAUCGAAUGUACAUGUAUAACAUGUCUGUGGCUCGCCCAGGCCCAGUUCGAAGCAGCAAAACAGAGAUCUCGUCGACACCAGAGAGGAAGAGGUUCCUGCGUCCUAUUCAUACUCGACGUGUCUGAGAGUAUGAGAGGAAGAGCUUUCAGGGAAAUGAAGACAGCGGUCAUGGACAUUCUGGAUGAGUUUGCACAGCAUAGACCACACCUUGAUGAAAAUGUUUCUGUAAUAGUCUGUGGACAGGAAACUAAAUUUCUUCACUACUACUCAAACCAAUAUGCUGCAAUUAAACAGAGCAUAGAUGAACUGGAAUGUUCCGGACCAUCUCCCUUGACUGCUGCCUUCCUCUUAGCUCUUGGUGGACUACUCGAAGGAGCAGCUUACAGCUCAGAUGUUGGAGACUUCAUUUUGCAUCCCCGGGUAGUCGUUUUCACUGACGGCAAACCAACGGACUUCAGGAACUUAAACGCCAUUGACAGCGAAGCGGAAUUAACACCCGAUGACGGUCUAAUAGCAACCCUCUGUUCGCAUACCUAUCGAAUAGGAGUACGUCAUCCGAUUUUCUGUUUUCCAGUCGGAGAAAACCCCAAUUACGAUUUAUUGUACACAAUAUCGUCGCUGUCUAAUGGAGGAAAAGUUUUGGAGAUUCGUAAAGCAAAGUGUUUUGGACGUUACAUUAUCCACCAUGUAGCAGCGGAUUUUAUUUCAAAGGCAGGAAAUGAGAAAAUGAUUGAAAGACAAAACUUGAGAUUUCUCGCUGAGCUCGUACUUCCUACUGAGACAUAUGAUGAGGACGAUUUGGAUAUCAUAUACGAGUUGAUACAGAAUAGAGAAGGAAUUCUCAGAACCCAAAAUAAAAUGGAUGAAGACGCAGAUGAGUUCGUUUUUAAAGAAAAAUAUUCCACGGUCCCCGGUCUUGGUACAAGAGUCUGCCGUGGCCCCCACUGGAGAUUUCAAAACCAGGACAACAGGGGAAAUGGAACUAUAGUUGGACACGGAGAUGCAGCUGGUGUUGUUCUUGUGGAAUGGGAUACUGGGGAGCGGUUUGUCUACAACUACGGAAUAAACGAAGUAUAUGAUAUUGUGGUUUGUGAGGAACCAAGAACUUCUAUUGAUGGUUUUGUUGCUGUUGGGUGUUUUGUAAAGAGGGGCCCUGACUGGAAAUGGGAGAAUCAGGACGGCGGGAAGGGUUCUAUAGGAACAGUUUACCGAGUGAUGGAUAACGCCAGCGUUUACGUUCGAUGGCCCUGUGGACGAAUGGGUAACUACAGAUUCGGAUACGACGGAAAAUACGACAUUGAAGUUUGCGACCCGUUUUCUCCGGACGUGAAGAAAGCUGUAACAGAACAACGGCGUACAUCAGGAAUGCCUGAUUCACUCCACAGCCUUCCUUCAACUGAUUUAAAGGGUGAUUGUGCUGCGAAGGGAUCACACUACAAUAAACCCAAUAAAAGACAUGGAAAUAAAGAUGAUACGGAAACUUCAGCAUGUAUUACUGAAAAAUCAGAUCUUUGCUCAAAUGAUGUCAUGUUACAUAAUGAAGCUAGAGUUGAUUCAACUGAAACCAAAGAUUUCUACAGAUCUAAAUUAAACAUACGAACGGGCCAAGCAGCGAGUACUGCUAGGACAAAUGCGAUUGACUCUAGUUCGGAACCCCGUUCUCCUAUCGAAGUCGAUGGCUUACAAACUGAUUCUAAAACCAAUCUUAGUCCAAAUAAUGUUUUACAUACUGGAGAAGUGGGGCGUUCUGUGGAUAUUACAAAACCCGUUAGUCCAAAUGAAUUUCAAAACACAUUGCCUGUUAUACAAAACAAUGCCACUGGUGAUUCUAGUCGGUGCUGGCAGUGGAGGGACUCCCACGGCCUCUGGGUAGACUAUCCUGAUCAUGUGAAUGAUUUUAUCAACCACAGACUUCAACAGUGUCCUCAGGCCACGGUUGUCAUUAAUCUUAGCGAUCAAAGUUUCAGACUUGUAGCAUCCAGAAUGAUUCAGAUCAACACAAACACAAAGGAGACGCACCGAGUUAGAUGGAAGAAUACGUAGAAGCUGUUUGGUACUGUAAAGGAUCAACACCAGUAGAGGAACAAAGAGUGUCAUUAAACGUAUUGUAGAAUUAUUACUUUAGGGGUGUCAGCGAGUCCAGUCACUCCUCAUAUCAUACCAUACGCCAGAAUUGGUGUACAUUAAAUAUGGACUCUAAAAACUUCUAAAGAACUAAGAAAUUUGAAAUUACAAAACUUUCCUCAAAUCAACAUAAAAAUGUACGACUUUGCAACACUUUAUACGACCAUUCCCCACGAUAAUUUAGAGACUGGAACUUUUGAAAUCAAAGAAAGUUGCUUCUUCAGCAAAACGGAAAAAGGAAAUAUUCAUAUCUAGUGAUCAACCAUGCACAAAUAUGCUUUGUUAAACACAACUAUUUUACGCACUAGUACUCUGAGGUUCAUAUCAAAAAGAUGCUGGAGUUCCCCAAUAACAAAAUUUUCGUAGUUUUUCGUGAUCUGGUCUUCCAACAGUCUGUUGGAAUUCCCAUUGACAAGAAUCGUGCUCCUUUAUUAGCUGACCUCUUUUUUAUAUUCUUACAAAGCAGAAUUUAUUCAAAAGCUUCUACAUGAGUAGAAAAAACUUUUUUGCUGUGGCCUUCAGUUCGACGUUUAAGUAUAUAGACGUUUCAUCUAUUAACAAUAAUCAUUUCAAUUCAUAUGACGAUUCUAUAUACUCCAGUGAUAUCGAAAUAAAAGACACCAUAGAGUCUCCCACAUCUGCUUCGUACUUCGAUAUUUUAUUGAAAGUAGAUAUUAACGACAAACUAACAACUCAACUUUAUGACAAAGGGGGUGAUUUCAGCUUCUCCAUUGUCAACUUCCCAUAUUUAUGUAGCAAUAUACCAUUAUCACCUGCAUAUGGUGUUUAUAUCUUUCAACUGAUUCGAUAUCCUAAAGGUUGUUCUGCAAAUGAACAGUUUAUAAAUGGAGGCAGGCUACUCACAAACAAGAUAAAUUUACAGGGGUUUCAACAUUCUCUUUUAAAGUCAACAUCUUAAAAUUUCAUGGUCAUUGUAAUUACCUAAUUUCCAAUAAACAUCGUUCAUUAGGUCAAAUGCUGUCUGACGUGUUUCAUAUCAAUUGUUAGGCCGUUCGUGGCACACUUAUUUUAACUUAGGAUUACUCCGUUUAUCUGAUCAAAAUGUAGGGCUCAUGGCGGGUGUGACCGCUCGACAGUGGAUGCUUACUCCUCCUAGGCACCUGAUCCCACCUCAGGUAUAUCCAGGGGUCCGUUUUGUCCAACUCUUAGUCUGCAUUCCUUGUGGGAGUUAAGAGAUUGGUCACUGUUCGUUAUUUUCACUAUAUAACCAAUAAUAAUAAGUCUCACUGUAUAGCCAGUUUCCUUCCUUUAUAGUGAGGAGUACAGUCUUACUAGUCCUUUUCGCUAUGAUUUACAUGUGUUGCUUAAGAUACAAGAACAGUUUUAUUUAUCCGCUGUUUGAAUUCAGUUUACAUGACUUUCCAAAAUUAGGUACCUUUAAAAAGACCGAUUUGGUAUCAGUCGAUAUGGCUUCUUGGCCAGUGCAUGAGGUUGUGUCAACAAAGAAUAUUUUCAUGUUUUUGAUAUCCGAAGAACAACCUCAAUUUGAAGUGUCACAAUAUAUCCAAUAUAUAUAUUUAUAAUUAACUAAGGGACUCUGAUGUUCUAUCAUUGUGUACAGUCAGGAGUGGGUGUAAAGAAGCGGCGUAAGAUGGGCUGGGGUGGGAGGGGCGUGGACCAAUCCUCAGAGACAAUGGGUCUGAAGAGUCCGCCAUUAAGCCUCCUCGGUGUCCAUGGCAAUGCCCUGGUUGGGCAUAAGAUGAAGGCCCUGGUUUUAUAGAGUAGACCCCCUCCUCAGUAGGUUCUCCCUCCGGAAAAUCUACUUCAUGCCUGGCCAUUUCGUAUUACAUUAGGAGAAUUUAGGAUUGUGGAAGAUCCAGAGGGAUGUUUACGACCUACAUGUAUGUUAAAAAUGCAAACGUCAUUAUCUAUUCACUAUGUUAGUGAUUAAACUAGUAAUGUAGGUGUUUAGCGUAAAAACAAGAAAAGACUACUCCUAUUUUUUCUCAGGGUGUUCGGUUGCACUAUAUAUUUACAAGUAUAUACUCAAAAGUAAGAUAUAUAACCAAACACUCUUACUUGUAAUUCAUUUAUAAAAAAAAAAUAUUAAUUGAAAGUACUCAAUUUAUCAUAGAGAUAUUUCGAAUUCAGUUAUACCACGCAUUAAUUCAAUUAUCCAUUAAGUAUUUUUGAAUAUUGAUUGAGAUUAAGUAGAACUGAUAAUUGUGUUUUGUAAGCCUGUUAUAAUCAUAUAAUGUCACAUGAUAGCUGGAUUUUGAACAUUAAGGAAGAGUUGUCAAAGUUAGGAUUGUAUUGCAUAUGGGAUAACAUCGAUCAAAGUAAACUUAAUUCUGUAUACAGUAUUACACAGCAAAGGAUAUUGGAUGUAAAUAUUUAAAGAAAACACAACAUUUUUUUCAACGGUGUCACGUUCUUCUAAAAGGCAGGAUUUUUUCUCAAUAUGUUGUUGAUGAAUUUGUCUCGCAAUCCUUGUCGGCAUAAAGAAUUGAUUUGAAAUAUAAAUAACAAAGUUUGGAAUUUCUAUGCAUAGGCAUUGUGUAACCUGGAGUAAAUUUUAAGCUAAAAUCUCUUUCUUACGUAAUAGUGCUACAAAUUGCUAAAUAGUUUGAAUAUAAUUGUUUUAACUUGUAUUAUUUGCAAAAUUUACAAAUGUCUAUGUUGGACAAAUGUACACGCAUGCCAUCAAUCUGAUGAACUUGUUGGUUUGAAGAUCGAGUAUCGUUAGUUGAGGAGUACUCAAUAUAUAGUAUUUUCACUACAUUUAAUUAUAUCAUUCAUUCAUUCCAAUCUUGCAAUGAUCAAUUAAUUGUUAUGACAUCAAUAUUUCAAAUAAAGAUACCAUCAAGUUAUCAAAU